This is a messenger RNA of Drosophila subobscura, 2739 nucleotides long. RefSeq names its product activin receptor type-2B (gene put). Lineage: Eukaryota; Metazoa; Arthropoda; Insecta; Diptera; Drosophilidae. Gene Ontology annotation, molecular function: activin binding; activin receptor activity; ATP binding. The transcript has 6 exons. The coding region runs from base 506 to 2065 and encodes 519 amino acids. Gene Ontology annotation, biological process: protein phosphorylation; cellular response to growth factor stimulus; activin receptor signaling pathway. Gene Ontology annotation, cellular component: activin receptor complex; plasma membrane. The record is from RefSeq and is a predicted model, not a curated record.
UACAUAAUUUCGCGGUCACACUGGACAAGACGUGCACGAUUAAAAAAUUCAUGAAAAAAUCGCCCACAAAAUUGUAAAGUGCAUCAAAAGUGCAUCCAAGUGCAUUUCAAAGGUGUUUGACUAAAAUGUGAUUGAAAGGAGUGGACGACAGAGCCGCAUAACGUUAAAAAUGCCCAUAGAAAUAGCGUGUGGUCAGCGAAUUUGCUGCGAACUCAGCAGCAUACAUACAUAGUCUAUAGAUAGUGGCGUGUGUCCCGAGACCAGACCCUGGAGUGCAUCCAAAGAGGAAGUAUAGUUAUAGUGUGUGCUCGAGUGCCUGCCAACCGACCAGCAAAUCGAAUCGCCAAAACCCUCGACCUGAAAACUCUGUGCCAAAAUAAAUCAACAUCCUCACCGUAAACCUAACCACAGUGAUCACUCGAGCCAGCGCGCAUGCUACAGUUACGUAUACACUGUACCGUACCGUGUGUGUUGUAAACAAGUUAGAGGGCGAUAACGCUUAACAAUGUCCAAAUACGAAUUAGUGCUUUAUCUAGCGGCGCAGCUUUUACUGGCCUGCUGCUGUAUGCCCCAUGGCAUCCACGGAUCCAUCCUGCCCGAGGGACACCACAACAUAAACUGCGAGCACUACGAUGAGAAGAUGUGCAAUACGGAGCAGGACUGCACCGUCCGCAUCGAGCGUUGCCAGGUGGAGACGGACAAGUUACCCAGCUGCUAUGUGCUGUGGUCCGCCAACGAGGAGACGGGCGCCAUGAAAAUCAAAAUGAAGGGCUGCUUCACCGACAUGCACGAAUGCAAUCAGACGGAGUGCGUGACCAGCGCCGAGCCCAGGCAGGGCAACAUGCACUUUUGCUGUUGCAAGGGAUCGCUGUGCAACUCGGACCAGAAGUGGAUACCCACGACGACAGAGGCAACAACGCAAGUGCCCAAGGAGAAAACACAGGAUGGAAGCGAUUUAAUAUACAUUUACGUUGGCACCUCCGUGUUUACCGUCCUCAUGGUCAUACUGGGCAUGGGACUGCUCCUCUAUCGCCGACGCAAACAGGCGCACUUCAAUGAGAUACCCACGCAUGAAGCGGAAAUCACCAACUCCUCGCCGCUCCUCAGCAAUCGUCCCAUCCAGCUGCUGGAGCAGAAGGCCAGCGGUCGAUUUGGCGACGUUUGGCAAGGCAAACUGCAUGCCCAGGAUGUGGCCGUGAAAAUCUUUCGCAUGCAGGAGAAGGAAUCGUUUACCACAGAGAAUGAAAUCUACAAGCUGCCCCGCAUGCGACACCCCAACAUUCUGGAGUUCCUGGGCGUGGAGAAGCACAUGGAUAAGCCGGAGUAUUGGCUGAUUUCCACCUAUCAGCACAAUGGAUCGCUCUGCGACUAUCUCAAGUCACACACCAUCACCUGGCUGGAGUUGUGCCGCAUUGCCGAGUCGAUGGCUAAUGGUUUGGCGCAUUUACAUGAGGAGAUUCCCGCCUCGAAGGCCGAUGGCCUGAAGCCAUCCAUAGCGCAUCGCGACUUCAAGUCCAAGAACGUUCUGCUCAAGGGGGAUCUGACGGCGUGCAUUGCCGACUUCGGCCUGGCCAUGAUCUUCCAGCCCGGCAAGCCUUGCGGCGAUACUCACGGUCAGGUGGGCACGCGCCGCUACAUGGCGCCCGAGGUGCUCGAGGGAGCCAUAAAUUUCAACAGAGACGCCUUCCUGCGCAUCGAUGUCUAUGCUUGUGGCCUGGUCUUGUGGGAGAUGGUGUCUCGUUGCGACAUUGUGGGGCCAGUGGGCGAGUUUCAGCUACCGUUCGAGGCCGAACUCGGUCAGCGUCCCACCCUGGACGAGGUGCAGGAGAGCGUGGUGAUGAAGAAGCUGCGCCCACGUUUGCUCAACUCUUGGCGCGAACAUCCGGGUCUAAGUGUGUUCUGCGACACCAUGGAGGAGUGCUGGGAUCACGACGCUGAGGCUCGUCUCAGCUCGUCGUGCGUGAUGGAGCGCUUCUCGCAAAUAAACAAAUAUCCCUCGACACAGCUGCUCAUUAAGAAUCACGUCAACAUUGAUGAUGCCAAGGAGUCGACGAACUGCUUAUAGAAGCGGUACUAAGUCGCAGCCUCGAGGGCAGGGCUGUGACUUGCCGCCAACCACGAAUCAAACGAGAGCCUUUCUCUCAGCAGUCGUUAGUUGAUAGUUUGAUAAUUAGGUGCGGCAUCAUGUUUCGUUUAUAGAUUUCUAGUUUUGUAACAUCAUCAUCAGCAGAUAUCACACACUCACGCUCACCCACACACAGCCAUGAUCUUGCAGCCGUUAAAAGUGAGCUAAGACAAAAAAACAAAUUGUAAACUAAGCUAAAACAGAACAAAGCAGUGCGUUAGUCGUUUGCUACUUGCAUAGUAGAUGUGUUAGUAACUCAUCCCACAUUGACUUCAUUGACUGAUAACCGUACAUACACUUAUAUAUACAUAUACAUAUAUAUGCAUACAGUACAUACACGUAACGUAGCUUUUUGUUUAUCAUUUAGAAAGUAAUUUGUUGAAAUUAUUGUCGCGCCAAGCAGCCUCUUUAUUGUUUCAUCAGCGAAUGUCUCUUACCCGUUAGUUUUACUGUUUAUUUCUAUUAAUAAUUUUAAUUUUAUAAAUUUAAUUUUUAUUCUGUAUGUAGUUUUAGUGUUUUUAUUUGCCGCACACUACCGUUUUGACUUCAAUGUGCGUGUGUCUUUCGAUGUUGUAUUUUAAAUAAACGAAAAAUUACUUUUUAGCUGCUCCCUU